Pseudo-nitzschia multistriata is the source of this 11235-nucleotide messenger RNA. NCBI's taxonomy places the organism in Eukaryota, Bacillariophyta, Bacillariophyceae, Bacillariales, Bacillariaceae. The record is from the annotation of a GenBank genome assembly.
CGGGGACAACGUCGAGAUCAAACGAACCUCCGAAAGCCAGGAACAAGAUCAAAGGCAGUAACCUACAAGAACAGAGACGAUCUUCAUCCUCCCCUCGCCAGAAACACCGCCAACAGAAGCGACAACAGCAACAACGGCAGCUGGCGGCGGAAGAAAUACUCUUGCAAUUGCUGAAAGCUUGCGAGAARCACCACGUCAAUUGYCACCCGGACUACCAUCCYCGAAAUGAMAUGGACGAUUCUGAUGAAAAUGAUCUGCCCUCCUCGUGUAAAAGCGCCAUUACGAAUCUUCGGGUGCUAAUUCCAAAACUCGAGUGUACCAUCGCUCCAUCGGACGGGGAUGGAAAAUCUACCAAAAGUAAGACCCUUACGAACGACAUUCUGCAGUUGUGCCGCUUUUAUGACAACGUGAUCCGUGGAAAUUUCUGUCCCCAUAUGCCCCAUCUUUUGGGAUGUGGAAAAGAUCCGCAACUGAUACUCGACAAGAUUCUCUAUUUACUGCGCAAUUCAUUGAACGUCGACCUCGGCAACAAUCGCGAUUUCACGAAAGAGGAAGGUUCCUCAAGCACUGUUCCGAAGGACAGAGUUUCCGCUGUCGCCGAYACCUUUCUCGAUGUCGUAAGCCAGACCAUCUCGGGGUUGAUGGCCUUUGCGGUCGACGAUACUACGGACCACAUACGACGAAAUCUCUUUGUGGACUGGAUCGACUUUGCUGAGGAUUUGGCGGUACUAUCGGGGUUGGAGUCGCAGGCGCACCAGCGGGACCAGAUAACCGCCAAAGCAAACGAUUGGUUGCCGGUAGAGCUAGUWCUUUUCGAAGAAUCUUCUUCGGUAAUCAAACAUCGUUCGCGGCGGACACAAGAACAAGCAGGACGAAACGACAGGGGUGGUGGUGACGCCGACGGAAACAACCACCGCGAAUUCUAUUCUCUGAAGUUGCAUCGAUGGGAUCAGGUACGGACAUUGCAUACGAUAGUCCUCAAUGUUUUGAAUUUGUUGACUUCCAAUGGGUCUGCCUUGGAACGACUCCAAGCAUCACCGGGACAACAAGAAGGCGAAGACGCACCAUCUAUGCUGUUGGGAGGUGAUAUGGACUUGUUUUUCCCAUCGGACAUUGUAACGGAUAUUGAGCUGGURUCUUYGCUGUUAGCGAGUAUGAAACCGGUGCUAUUGGUUUCACCUGAUCCUAUUGCGCGAUCCGAAAACUCUCCUUUAUCUUUUGAAGCCACCGGAGUCUCUGCAAAAGCGGUGGAUAUACUGAUUCGAUUGUGUCUCGACUGGCAUCGUUUGGGAACAGCAACGGCUUCGAUUCCCUUGUUGCCCUGUAUGAUCGAUGCAGCUGUUUUGACCACCAGAACCAUUUUGUGUGAGCUAUUCAACUCCCGAAACAUUCGGGCGGACAUCCCCGAUAUGAACGCUAUAUAUACUAACGAAAAACGACUAGCCUUUCUAUUGGAUCGGGCCGUGUGUUGUCCGCCCGGACUCGACRACAAUCACGGAAAUUAUACCGACGACAAGAAUGGUGUUUCGCGAACGAUCCAUUCUACUGUUUGGACAACCUUGCUGGACUGUAUCGAAGGAAUAGUUGGUCGCCUUCAUCGCCGCCGACAGAGAAACAUCGAAGAAUAUCAACAAUCUUCUGCUUCCAAGAGUGAUAGGGAUUCUGCCCAGUCUUCAGCGUCAUCAGUCAUAUUGGAUGUCGCUGUCCUUGAGACGAUUCAUUACAUUGCAGCAACAACACCUACUCUAGCGCUCKCUGGGUCAAAUUAUUGCAYRGCGCAAGGCAUAUUUUCACAUUUAUUUUUUCUCGYGUCCACUACCUCUUUGGCUGUGCACAACAAUGAUUGCAGUUGGAACGAUGACAAAUUGUUACUACAAGCGGCGAAUCAAUCUCUUGGUGUAUUCUUGUGUGCGUCAUUGAGAAAGGAUGGACACAGCGCGGGUCUUUUGGACCAUGCCUGUCAAGGAGCACUGAAGCGACAUGYGCAGAAUACAAAACAAGCGGUUCUUCAACGURCAGAAAAUGUAAGCAAUCCGGGCAGCAUGACUGGAAAUGGUAGCAAUAUCGAUGUGCAGAUUGGYAGCGAAGUAAGUGGUGUGGAAUCCAACCGCCGCGGCUCAAAACGAAAACGUGAACCAUURCCUCAGGAGGCAUCAGAAAUAUCCGAUAAUGCUAAUCGCAGUGCCCCAUGUCCUAUGCAACAAAGGAGUACGAUCGUAUACCCAACAMUUUGGUACGAAGCGCUAGGUUCAUUAUUUGACCAGGCAUUAGCCGCCGGAGAGAGUCUCAAGAAGUCAUACGCGACAGCUACUACAGAGUGUCAAGAUUUCGAGAUAGGAGAGAUGAUUGAGGAAAUUCGCUGUUUAUCAGGAAGUCUUCAACUCUCAUUGUCUUUGAUCCAAAAAGUGGUCAUGACGGCUUGCGAUGUGGAUCAGUCGGGAUCAAUUUCCGGAAUAUCGCACAUAGUACAUGAAUUGUCCAAACAGUUACUAUGCGCUUGCAGCCUACUCCUAGGUGAACUCACGACACAACACAAUUUGAUGAUUCCUUCAAACUUCACMAUGGUGGAUGCAGUURUAGGAUGUGGACUCUCGAUGCAUUUCUCGAAAUUGAAGACCCAGGAGGUGCACGAGUCGCUCCUGGAAUUUUCUGAAUACUUUCUCGACUAUGUUUCUUCAUUUAGUGGAAGAAUUCUUGAGCUUGAACCGCAACAACAAGGUGGUCUGGACUCUUGGAACAAGUGCAUAGGUAUUCCCACUUACUUUACAGGAAAUAAGUGUCGAGAUCAUUGCAAGCAGCGAUGGUGUAUAUCUUCUACAGUUGACUCAUUGAAAUCCGAUAAACACCGCAAUGAAUGGAUGUUCGAUAGAGCUAUCAUGACCCUUCAUUCGCUUCCUCUUUACGUUCGAGCUGCAUUGGUUUCCUCAUUACAUCCUGUUGAACAGAAUUUUUUUUCAGCAACGGAGAAAAAUGAUUUCGAGUCUAUUUUUGGUUGUUACUCACUCGACUUAUUUUCUGAUCUAUUCAACCGAUACGCUGAUGACCAAAAGGGAAAAUCAGUAGACCAURAUUCAUCCAGAUUUAUUGCUUCAUUGUUACACUUACUACCACUCAUGGUCUUAUCUAGACACAUUAAAAAGAAAGAGAGGGCAAUUUCGAGGGGGAAUAGAGGCGAACAAAAGAACCAUUUUAAGAAGACAGCAGAAGMCUCUUUCAACAAACCGAUAUUGCUCAUCCUUAAAAAUGGGAUAGGUCCUCUCCUUGCGUCUCUGAAACCGAAUGAUUCUUUUUUAUUUCAGAGUCUCGUGUCCACACUAUAUCACAUCGAUGUAUUCAAUAUAGAUGCAGAUGUUGAACUUCCCAUAUUUGAGCCAACUGGUAUUCUCGAAUUUAUUGUGACGAGGUAUGAACAUCUUCAAUGUACAAAGAGCAAGAAAGAUGAAGUAUCUUCCACUCUGCGUGGAAUGAUGUUCGAUCUUGCAGAUAAAGGUGUGAGAAACGACGAGGAUCCCAAAUCUCGAUACCUUUUGUGGAUAUGUGCUGCUCGAUAUUGUAUUARCGCAUCGCCAUCUGAAAUUCGACAAAAAAUAACACUGAAAUGGUCACAGAACGCGUCCAGUGAUCGAGAUGAUCAAACAUCGAAAGAUAAUUCAAUUUUAUCAUGGCUUGUUGCCACUCCCUUUUCCGAUCCAAAUAACUCUUUACGGAAAUUUGCAACUCGARAGCUUUCRUCUAUACUUAUGUCGAAAGAGUUCAGCUUUCUGUUAGCCCGAUUUUCUUCAAGCGAAGAUUUCCAAGACUACUGCACGUAUUCUUCCAAAGUAAGGGAAUUUAGGAGUGAGAAAAAUAUGUGCAGCUUGAUUCGGAUCUCUGAUGAAAUUGUCGACGGUCUAUUUCAUGAAAUCGAUAGGGUACUGAGUGAAGGUUGUGGAUUUUCGGAAACACAACUAUCAUUGUCCCUGGGAUGUGUUAAGAGCGGAAAACAGCAUCCCAAAAGUUACCGACGUGAGAAUCAAUUAGCUAUAAGGCGGACAGCAGCCAAAGCGAUGGCAUCGCUAUGCUUUCACGCAAAUUUGAGCCAUCCAAUCGGAAAGACGUUAUUCGAAAAGAGCACACUGAGAUUGAUUCGUAUGUGGGCUUCUGCGUCAACCGAAAAGAAAGAGAGUUCUUUUCCRAUACUGUAUAGCACGUCAACCAGUAGAGCCUUGGCUUUUGGGGGACUUUCUUGCUUGUCUGAAUCGCGUAAGUUGUCACUUUGCCUUUCAGGAGAAGUAUCAUGGACAUAYUUUCCUUCUGCUAUCUUCUGUGAURUUCUCAUUCUCAACAAUASUAAGAGUCGCGAAGAACAAUACAAACUACUAGAGAUACUAGUGAAUUCCUUUUURACGCACACCGGAGAUUCUUUGCAGAAAAAAACAUCWGCAUUUCAAGCGCGCAAAAUUGUUGACGAGUCAAUUCCAUCAACAAUAGCUCAGCUAGUGAACGACAAAGACGAAGAAACCAUACACAUGGUGAUUGCCUUUCGCCUCUUUAUGACGGAAAGAUGUGAAUCUUUCAAAGCGAUGAAUCAUUAUGAAGUCGAUGAAAUCGGUGUCCCAGAGCCAGCAAUGUCGAAGAAGAAAUCUCUAUCUAUUUCGAUGGGUAACAGCCAACUUCAGAGUAUGACGAAAGACUUAUGCCUGAAAAAAAUUGACAAAAUACUUCCACUCGUUCUUUAUUACUCUGAUCAAGAAGAAKCUUUGCCGUUGAAAUAUUUCAUGAGACUAACGGCACCAGUAACUCUGCCAGAYAUGAUGGCCGGUCGAGAGCAGACUAUUUUGAAGGGACUCGCAUGGGAGUUAGGACGUGAUCCACACAGAGUAGAUUCCGCUGUGCGUGCUCUGAGAACUGCCGCAGCAGCUCGUGUAAGAGACAAAGCAAACAGAGCACCAGGUGCCACACCAGAUCUGACUGCAGCCCAUCUAUGGGUAACAAAGAAUUUUAUGUAUCUUGUCGUCAACAUGGUUCAAUUACACUGGGGAUCACGCAAGUUGGGUCAUCAGGUACAAGCUUUGCGAUGCCUCAACAUACUAUUAGACUUCUUGGAUCCUUUGGAAGCGGCUCAAUACUUUCCGCAGGUACUGGCAACAGUAAAUGUUGCAAUCGCUGUGGACAAAGUAAGGGAUUUGCAUCAACCUGAUAGGGCAUCUCUGACGUUGCAUGCUGUUCAAUGCCUUUCAAAGUUUAUUCGGCUGUCGGCAGAAAAUAGUAUAGAAGCAGUAAUCGACAAUCUUACUACGAUURUAGUGUCGUUGCUUCCGAUUCUCGAGGACGAUGGAAUUGACCUUGACGGAUCAAUAUUGCAAGAGGCCAAAGCCGAAGCGGUGUCAAUGCUUGAAUUUCUUACCCGUUCAAAGUUUGUCCGCAAGUUUUCCAAAGCAUUUUCGCAGAUUCCUUUCCUCCCAUCAUCUGCUGCAUUGRUAAAUGUCCACAAAUCUUUACGAGAUAACGGCAUUAAUUUUGACAAUCUGUUGAUCCUGUCUACCAGUACGUCGGAGUCUCAAGGUGGUAUGAAUACCAGAAGAGAAAGUUUGACCAGCGAUAACACCAGCAACGCAUCUUUCUCAAGCAACGGAGACAACGUGUUAGCUUUGCAAAAUCGGCUUAGUCUGAUUUCUUCUCUUCUAGAUAACGAAAAUGCCAGUGUGAGAAAGGUCUCACUACAGCAUCUAGUGGAUUUAUUGCGCACCAACAGGAACUUGUUUCAUAUUCUUGUUGAGAGCGAUGGAGGUUCAUCAAUUAGAAAUUAUCUCACGGUAAUAUACGAUCGAAAUCAAAAUGAUAUCGGCAAUGAACAGGCAAAGCAUACAACGAMUGUAACAAGCGUGUCGAUUUCUUUCAUUAUAGAAAAGUUGAUGAAUAGAUGCGUGAUCGAAACGAAUUCACGAGUCCGUCUUCAGUUAGCGACAUGUCUUGGAGAAAUCGGGGCCAUCGGAGAGAAUAGGCUUGAUGAUAUGUCUCUUUUCAGAUCCAAAGGGAGCGAGUCAGAGUCAAUGUAUGAGUGGAGAUUAAAGCAACMUCCAUGGCAGUCUCGUGCUGCAAAGUAUGAGCUGCAAUUGGUAACGAAGUGCCUUGUUGCUGCACUCAAAGCAGCUCCGUCACAGGAAGAACAAUUGAAAAUUGCCUUCACAAUACAGCAACUACUGAAUUUACUUGAUGAGUCAGCCAGAGCAUGUGACAACAAAGAUUCGACGAAUGAGAAAUUGGAUUGUCAAAAGCGUGAAAUGAGUAAAUGGCUUAUGGAUAGAUUGGUUGAGGCCAACGUUUAUGAUUCAGUUGAACCCUAUUGGUUAUCAGAAUUUAGCACCAAGGUAAGAUUAGCAAACCUUAAUCGAAAAAAAUUCGAAGAGGCAUUUUCUCAUUAAAGCAUCAUGGUUUCCUUACUUUGAAUACGUCGACAGGAUGAAAGAUUUACUAUAAGAAGACAACCUCCUUUCUUCAAAGUAGAUAAAUCGUACCACCUUUGGAUUUCAGAGUUCUGCCGAUGGAUGAUUAAGAAAGCGAAGGAUUGCCCACUAAGUAGAUGGAAAGACUUUUUUUUCGCUUGUCGAAUAGCAAUUAGGUCGUCGACUGGUUUGGAAACUGCUGAAUUUAUCCUUCCCCUUAUUGUCUUGGACCGCAUUUGUUUUGGAUCUGCCGAAGAGUUCGAAUUAAUUUGCCAGGAAUUUAUUGGAAUCUUGGAUAUUGGAUCGACUUCGACUGCAAUGAGCAACAAUGAGCGCCGGAAGGCAAUCAGUGGUUUCUUUGCAAUGAUUGACACACUAUCCUUCUGGGCUGAAACUGAAACUGAGCGCCGCUAUAGGUCAAAGCGUACUUCUCAUUCAAAAAGAUCAUGUAAGGAUGGUACAAGGCAGACUUCGCACGACAAUUCUUCGUCGAAUUGGCCUGCGGACGAMACGAUAACACAAAUUGAAGAGCUUGUUUCUAGAAUUCCUUUGAUUGAUCAAGCAAGGGCUGCUCAAGAAGUUGGAAUGCACGCAAARGGCUUACGACUUCUUGAGAUGGUUGCCCGAAAAAGUGUUGUCGAACCUUUUUUCGAAUCAUCAAGUGAUAAUAACGAUAGUGAAGUUCCUGUGAGCGGUAAUAUUUUACAGCACUCUUUGUUGGAAAAUGCUGAUCUCGGAUUGAUGAAGGUGAUGCUAUCAAACAUGGAUGAUUGCGAGACCAUGAAUGUAAUUGGRGAGACAUCAUAUCUUGCAAAUCCAUUACUGAAGRUUGCUGAUUCUGUUCAAUGGAAAGAAGCCAAUGGAAACUUUGAAGGCGCUCUUCGCGAUUACGAGCGUGCCCUCCAGGUUAGCUCAGUCGCCAAUUUAGGCGCAGAACCAGGUAUCGAAAGGGKAGCACUCGACUGCAUGCUAAAACUAGGCCGUUAUGAGAGUGUAUUGAAUCGCGUUUUGACAGAAGGCAGAAAUGCUGAUAAAAUGGAAACGCAGUCAUUCGCGAUACAAGCUGCAUGCCACCUUGGUCAAUGGGAUAAACUUUCAAGUUUAGUUCAACAAAAUGAGGCUAGCAAAAUCAAUUCACUGCCUGAUGACAUGUAUCGCAAAGCAACUGGUAAAGCAAUCCUUUGUCUACGGGACCGUGAUGGGAUAUCGAUUGCUGACUCAUUUCGCAGUGCUAGAUCCGCUGUAAUGGAGAAGUUGUCCAGCGUUGCUCGCGAGAGUUAUUCAAAAGCGUACACAGAAAUAGUGAGACUGCAGUGCGUUAGAGAGUUAGAGGACGCAGCAAGAUUGCUUUGUACCGAUGGUGCUAAAGACAUGUUUACAUUGAGUGAAGCAGCAGAAUCUAAGCUUCACGAAGGAUGGGCAUGGGAUGGUCGUUUGAAGUUAACAACACCACGUGCAGCCUCAGAAAUUAUGAACGCGAGAGUAGCAAUAGCAAGAAUUGGUAAUGAUAGAAUUAUGGAAGGAUCACUUCUUCUUGAUAUUGGAAAACAUGCGCAUAAGAACGGCAUGGCAACGGUUGCCGAAAAUUUCUAUUCGCAAGCUGCAGUUACACUCUCAUUAAUUCGUGAAGUUCAGAACGCUAAUCACCAGAAAGUUGGCAAUCUAAUGGAUGAUGUACGGGUGCAAUAUGCAAAAUUGAAAAUGGAAUCAGGUGAGAAUCUCCUUGCGCUAAAGAUCCUUGGGCAGGAAAUGCUUCAGGAUGCUCUCAGUGAAAUGAGUCAGAAUAGUAAAGAUAUUGAGUUUUUGAAGAAAGUCGCUGUCAAAUAUGAACGAUUAAGGGCGGAAAAGAUCUUCGGAGGACGUUUAUCCGUUGGUGACGAAAAAGGAUUGAUUUCACGUUUUUCAAAUCGAUUGCUUCGACUCACGCAAUGGACYGUCGAGGGGGGGAUGCAGAGUGGAAAUGAAAUCAUUUUUAGGUUUGAGACUGUUAUAACGCUUUCGCCGGACUGGGAGAAGGGUAAGUUGAAAACAUCAUAUUAACUUCGAUGCCGCAACAUGUUUUUUAAUCUUUAAUUUUCUUUGCCUCAAUCGAUGUUUUUGAAGGACAUUUUCAAUUCGCCAGAUACCUGAACGAACUGGUCACAAGAUUUUUUGAGAAAGAUUCACCUCAUGGCAUUGGCGAUGAUGUUAUGCGUUUCAAUGCUCUCUACCGAAAUAAAGUCUGUCAUCRUUACRUUCUACUCGCUAUUGAGCAUUAUGCCCAAAAUUUACAACUUGAUUUGAAGCACGUCUACCAGACUUUACCRCGCUUGCUUUCUCUAUGGUUCGACUUUGUUUCUGUCCAGCCUCCGGAAUCUGAUCCGAAUGGCACUCAUGGCGCUUUCAAACCUGAAUACAUGAGUAAGUUCAGUUUUGUUUUGCUGGGAAGUUGUAUAUAUAGCARGUAUCAUGAGUCCAUACCUUACUUAGUUGAACAUUUCUCUGGACCAGAAUUCCUUAYUGAGAACCAAAAUAGAGCAAAUGUAUUGAUGGCCGAGAACACAAAAGCGAUCCCAGCUGCAGCAUACUAUACCGCUAUUCCCCAGCUCAUAUCACGUGUAAUUCACAAUAAUGAGGAUACCGCGAAGGUUGUGAAGAGAAUCUUAGAAAGGGUGCUUGCUAAGUUCCCCCACCAAGCAAUGUGGCAUCUUGCUUGGUUGMGAGGUUCCAAAAACCAGGAGCGCUCGAAGAUUGGGGGUGACAUUUUCAAAGGGGCACAAAGGGUAUUGAUUAAAAAUCGCCAAACUCAAGUUGCCAAUCUUUUGAAAGCAUCAGAUUCUCUAUUCAAAUUUCUACAAGAUCUCGCCAAGUAAGUGAAACGAGAACAAUUUCCUGAGAUGUUUCAUUUGAUUUUGAUCUUUUCCUCCUUAAUUUUCAUAUAUUAUUAAUUUCGUUCAAUUUUCGUCAAGAUUCACUCCUAAAACUAAAUCAAGCUCAGUGUCAGUCAAAAGUUGGAAAGGAAUCGCAGAUCUCAGUGAAUUCAUUCCUCCUGUACAGGCUGCUAUGUCAAUUACUCCAUUCAAGUUAGUCAAGAGUAGCACAAGAGAAUAUUUUCCUCGUGUGAUCCCAAGAAUGAGAGCAUUUUCGUCCAAAGUGUCUGUGAUGCAGUCGAAGGCGAGACCCAAAAAGCUGAAAGCAUUUGCUGUACCUGGAACUUGGAAGCACGCGAAUGUAAAUGGCAGUAAAGAUGGUGCUGGAAGAGCUUCUGCGUCAACUCCAYUCGACUGUGACAUUGGAGAAAUUCAUUUUCUCGUCAAGCAAGAGGCAAAGGGUGACCUUCGUAAAGAUGCCCGAGUACAAGAUUUGAACAAUGUGAUCAAUAGACUAAUGUCUUCAUCAAAAAACUCCAGCAGUACUCUUGCGAGCCGCAGCCGACGCUUGCGUGUUCGUACAUUUGCUGUGACCUGCCUUUCCGAGGAUACAGGGAUACUCGAAUGGGUUCCGGAUACAGACUCUCUCAGAAAUCUUGUUCACAGGUCAUAUAACUCGCAAACAUCUUCUUUUUGUCCACGGAGGAGGGGAUCCAGAAUGACCAGUUUUGCAGACGCCACAAUGCGAUCUCAAUUCGAGCGGGCUCAAAAUCAAUUUUUGAAAAACGGGGAUAUAGCCCAAGCGGCGAAAUUGUACUAUUUGCUAUGCCUCAAGCAACACCCUCCUGUUCUUUCAUGGUGGUUUGUUCAAAAAUUUCCUUCGGCAACUGACUGGUACGAGGCAAGGACGAAAUUCACACUCACUGCUGCAGCAUGGUCUGCAAUCGGUCAUGUGAUUGGUCUUGGUGAUCGCCACUCAGAAAAUAUAUUGGUGGAAACCGCAACCGGAAGAGUAGUUCAUGUUGACUUCGAUUGGUAAGUUAUGAGUAUUCCGUACAUCAUCUUGUACUCAAUGUUCUCCAACUAUACUAAAACGGAUCGCUUUACUUCUAUACUUGUAUCAAAACUCUGAAACAUACCAUCGCAACCCUUCGGUUUCAUUAUGUGCACGACUAUCUGAACUCGAUUGAUAAUUCAGUAUAUUUGAUAAAGGGUUGAACUUGCCUCGUCCGGAAGUUGUGCCCUUCCGUCUCACACCGAAUAUGCUGGAUGCCUUUGGCCCUACAGGGGCCGAUGGAAUGUUUAGUAGCGGGAUGGAGUGUAGCUUGGAAGUAUUACGUGAAAACCGAGACACGUUGCUAUCUGUUCUGGAACCUUUUGUAAAAGACCCUGUCAUUGAUUGGAAAAGGCAUAGAACGCAACAGAAUGUACUGCCAACAGCAAAACUACCAAACGACUCCCAUGGCGAAGCAACGAGAUCGAUACACGUCAUCAAGGAACGUUUGUCCGGGAUUUGCAACAUGCGAAAUCCAAAUUACAGAAAACUCCGAAAUAUUAUCCCGCGUGAACAUUUAUCCAGGAUUGAACAGGACAACAUGACGAUCGGCAUUCUUCCUUUGUCGGUAGAGGGCCAAGUUCAAAAGUUGUGUGUGGAGGCAUCAAAGAAUGAGAAUCUAGUCCAGUUGUACGUCGGAUGGAUGCCUUGGGUAUGAGCGACAUCCUAUGAAAGCUUGUAAAAUGGGCAAUUGACAACGGAUCGGCCGAAAUGGAUCUAUCAGGGCCGAACGAUGUGGAACUUGUGACUGAACUACCAUGCAAUUGUAUUCAAUGCACGGUGAGUUGAAUCGCAAAGCAACGGAACGAACGAAGRAACCUUCAUCUUGUGAAACACAACACAGAAAAACCCCAUUUUGGCACCUUUUUGUGGAGUKUUGAGUUGGAGACCAUUUUGCACCUUUUAG